Molecule: messenger RNA, 2771 nt
Organism: Paralichthys olivaceus (Japanese flounder)
Lineage: Eukaryota; Metazoa; Chordata; Actinopteri; Pleuronectiformes; Paralichthyidae
Source: RefSeq, a predicted model, not a curated record
AGUGAAACUAAAGUGAUGAUCCACCGUUCUCCCCUCCAGACCUUCCACACUCCCAGCCUCGGCGAUGAGGAGUUCGAGAUCCCCCCCAUCUCUUUGGACCCGGACUCGGCCCUCACCGUGUCCGAUGUGGUGUCCCAGUUUGGGGAGCUGUCGGACAGCGGGCCCUCUGACAGUGGGGUGGCACCCGGGAACACCGUGGUGGAAGGGGAUGACCCCUCGUUCGCCUCCACUUUUGUGAACGCCCCCUCGCAGGGGCUGGAGCACCUGAGUCUGGGGGUCAUGAACCAGUCGGGGGGAGGUGCUCUGUUGGGGUCAUCGUUGGGAAUGGAUCUCGGGCAUCCCAUCAGCUCUCAGUUCAGCAGCUCGUCUCCGGUAGCCAUCGACGUCCCUCUGGGUGACAUGAGCCAGGGCUUGCUGGGCUCCAACCAGCUGACCACUAUCGACCAGUCGGAGCUCAGCGCUCAGCUGGGGCUCGGGUUGGGAGGCGGCAACAUAUUACAACGCUCCCACUCGCCUGAACACACUCUGUCGACCACGGCGUCGCCCACCAGCUCACUCCAGGACGACGACAUGGAAGAUUUUAGACGAAGCGUCCUGGUUGAAUCUCCGGUCUCUCUGGCCGUCUCCCCUGGGGUCAUCUCCCUUGACCCCUCUAUGUCCGAUUCACCUUUCUCCACCCUGACCUCCAGCGUGUCUCCAGGCUUCAGACGAAAAGGAAGAGGAGCAGGACGCGUAAAGAAGGAGAAGGAGAAGAAGGACCCGAACAAGCCUCAGAAACCGGUGUCGGCCUACGCCUUGUUCUUCAGGGACACGCAGGCGGCUAUUAAAGGACAAAACCCCAACGCUACAUUUGGAGAAGUCUCUAAGAUCGUGGCGUCGAUGUGGGACAGUCUGGGGGAGGAGCAGAAACAGGUUUACAAGAGGAAAAACGAAGCGGCGAAGAGGGAUUACUUGAAAGCACUGGCGGAGUACAAAGCCGGUCACAGUUCUCAGGCUCCCAUUGAAGUCAUGGACACUGCCCCCUCGCCUUCACCUCCACCCCCAGCUCCGUCAGUCACAGCCACACCUGCCCCCACCCUCGCCCCUCGCUCCACCAGGUCCCAGCAUUACAACCCAGAGGAGAACACCAUCACCAACAUCUGCACCUCCAACAUCAUCCUGGACCUGCCCCAGGUCACCACGCGCUCCCGCACCAACGCCAUCAAACCCCAACCUCCACCCGUUGCCCCGAACCCCCCCACCGUCACAAAGAUCAUCAUCAAACAGAUGCAGCUGCCCUCUGGCGCCGUAACGGUCACGGCGACGCCUGCCUCGUCGCCACGCCAGCCGCCUCCAUUGCAGCAGAUGCAGAGCACGCCGCCUCCGCCUCGGCUGCAGCAGAUGGUCCACGCCCAGGCUCCUCCACCUCUGCAGGCCAAGCCACGAGGCGUGGGCGCAGCGGCUGCCACCGCUCCUCCACCGCUACAGAUUAAGGUCGUCCCAUCGUCGCGACAGUCGGAUUCGAGCACGCCCAUAAUUAUGGCGGCGGCGGGUGAAACGCCUACGUCCUCCACACUGAUGAUGGAGCUGGGACAGUCGGCUGCAGUGGUGACAGGAAGAGAGGAAGUGGCAGAGGUAGAAGAAGGGAUGGAGGUGGAGGUGAACGUUGCCCCCGGCCCAAGCCUGACUCCUGCCUCCAGUCCCAACAUCUGCAUGCGUGCUGGCUGCACCAACCCCGCUGUGGAGAGUAAAGACUGGGACAAGGAGUACUGUAGCAACGAGUGUGUCGCCACCCACUGCAGAGACGUGUUCAUGGCCUGGUGUGCAAUCCGAGGGCGGAACUCCACCACCGUCACAUAGGGGAAGGACACGGCUGACGGAGGAGUGUUAUACAGAAGGACAAAGAGGAUUCUUUCAUCCUGUCAUGUCAGAUGGGAGAACGGUCAACGGAGUGUGUUUUUCAAAGUGUUAUAAUAUACUUUCCUGUGACUCUCUCAUCCUGCACAAACGACUCCAGCAGAAUUUUUUUACAUCAGUGGGACUGACGGGCUCAUAAUGAGAAGAAUGGAUAAUUUAAUAAUGUGGAAGGAAACGGAAAGAAAAACUAGAGACUCUGUUCUGCUGCUCCGGGAUCUAUCGAUCAUGUGUUGUGAAUUUAAGAUAUGGACUUGAGGAAAGAAAAAUCAAACAUUUUAUAUGUACUUAUUGUGUUUUUAAUUAUUUUGAAGAGGAAAAAAAGUGCAGGAAGGAAAUUAUGAUCUUGCAAAAUGUGUUUCGGUUUAUUAUAUUGAUUUAAAAUAAUUAUUUACUGUCACACUGGGGAUCGAACAUUUUUUAUUCCAUUAUUUAUGGGGGUUUCUGCGUCGACGGACCGGAGAAUUCUAGUCAUUAGAGAUUUGAAGAACCAACAAGUGGGCAAAGCACAAACCGUCUUAAAGCUAAUCUGGAGUUGGACCAGGGGGUAAAAUAUAUUGGUAAGAAGUAAUUUUGAGCCAAAUACUGUGUCACCUUUAAAAGCCACGAUGGUGGAAACUGGAAACUUAAAAAAACAGGUGCUAAGAUUCAGGGAAAGAAAUCACACCAAUGUUCUCUGUGCUCCUCCGCUGCUGAAAUACCCGGUGACGUAAGAGGGUUUUUAUUCAUGUGGUGCUUCUUUUGUUUUAUGAGGAGAACUUGUGUUGGGGAAAAAAAACUCUAUAAAUAUUGGAGUGAAACGACCACACACCAGCCCUGAAAACACUACUUACUGUGAGAGGAAAGGGAAUCAGAUUAAAAACACUCUUUGAACAUGA